AUGAUGUGGUUCCUCUUCCUGUUUGGUCUGGCUCUGGCUGCUGAGCCUCCUUCAAAUGGACAGGAACUGAAGCUGCUGCGUGGCGGCUGCCCCUUGUUCUGGUUCAGCUUCGAGGGUCGCUGCUACAAGUACUUUGGCUCAAGAGUGACCUGGGGAGAAGCAGAGCUCCUGUGUGUGUCUGAAGGAGCCAACCUGGUUUCCAUCCACAGCCUAAAUGAACACAAUUUUGUCAAUUUUCUGAUCAAGAACUUUGAUCCUACUCAGUCAUGGACCUGGAUUGGACUCACUGACAUGCAUAAGGAAGGAGGGUGGAUAUGGUCCGAUGGGUCUAAAUACACAUUUUCCCUUUGGAAUUCUGGACAGCCUGACAAUGAUGGUGGAAAUGAACACUGUGUUCACACCAACUACGGAAACAAUUUUUACUUCAAUGAUCGUUUGUGCUUCACUCAGUUAGCUUUUGUCUGUGCAACUCGUACAGGUUGUCCCUAA
This is a messenger RNA of Xiphophorus maculatus (southern platyfish), 489 nucleotides long. Its product is annotated as lactose-binding lectin l-2-like. The transcript has a single exon. Gene Ontology annotation, molecular function: signaling receptor activity. Bases 1 to 489 code for a protein of 162 amino acids. The record is from RefSeq and is a predicted model, not a curated record. NCBI's taxonomy places the organism in Eukaryota, Metazoa, Chordata, Actinopteri, Cyprinodontiformes, Poeciliidae.